Messenger RNA from Corythoichthys intestinalis (scribbled pipefish), 2081 nucleotides. RefSeq names its product solute carrier family 22 member 3 (gene slc22a3). Gene Ontology annotation, molecular function: transmembrane transporter activity. Gene Ontology annotation, cellular component: membrane. Lineage: Eukaryota; Metazoa; Chordata; Actinopteri; Syngnathiformes; Syngnathidae. Gene Ontology annotation, biological process: transmembrane transport. The record is from RefSeq and is a predicted model, not a curated record. Bases 212 to 1867 code for a protein of 551 amino acids. The transcript is spliced from 11 exons.
UUUAAUGUGUAAUGGCAAAGUAUUCAAGAUGCUUUUACAUAGCCUAUGUAUAGAUAUAGAGAUAAAGAUCGACCCGAUCGCUUCAAUUUGCGCAACAUGUUCAGGAUCUGACUGGAAUUGUUUGGAGCAGUGACAGGCAACCAAUGAAGUUGAUGACACAAAAAAGUGGACUCGUCACGUAGAGUAGCGGCAAUUUGGGCACAGAAAGGCGAUGGCGGACUUUAGCCACAUUCUUGCUCAAAUGGGAGACUUCGGGCCAUUCCAGAAGAAACUGGUUUUGCUCUGUUCCAUACCGCUGAUCCCGUUCUCUUUUGCCUUGGCGGGGUCGGUUUUCCUUAGCAUGACUCCAGAUCACUGGUGCGCCUUCCCGGAGGCCAAGCGUCUCUUGAAUGAGUGCGGCUGGACACAGGCGCACGUGAUGGAAUACACCAUUCCCCGUUCAGGAGAGUCCUUCUGCCACUGCGAGAGGUUUGAGAUGAACCUGAGUCGAUGGACGUGCGAUGAUGUGUACCAACAUCUGGUCUCCAAAGAGGCUCAGGUGGCACCUUGUAAUGGCGAAUGGGAAUUCAAUUCAAGCCAUUCCACAAUUGUUUCGGAGUUCUCCUUGGUUUGUAAUAUGUCAUGGAAGGCUGGUCUCAAUCACAUCAUGCUGAGAUCUGGACUCCUCUUCAGCGGGUUCAUCACUGGCCACAUGUCAGACAGAUUUGGCAGGAAGCCGUGUUUUAUCGGCUUCAUGUUUUUUCUCGGUAUCGCCGGCGUGGGCGUCAUGCUGUCGCCGUGGUACCCACUGCUGCUGCUGUUUCGUUUCCUUCAAGGAUUUUUUGAAAGGGGAGCUUGGACAUCAGGCUACGUUCUGUUGGUAGAGUUUGUUGGACCAAACUACCGAAAAUUUGUGGCACUGAUGACCAGCUUGUUCUAUGACAUGGGCAUGGUGGCUCUGCCGGGCUUGGCGUACUUUAUAUCUUCUUGGAGGACUCUGCAACUCAUCCUGACGCUACCCUGGUUCCUCUUUAUCCCUUACUACUGGAUGGUUCCUGAAUCGCCACGCUGGCUCUUGGCUCAAAGGAGGAACUCGGAGGCCAUGAAGAUUGUGGCCAAGGUUGCCAAGUGCAAUGGGAGAACAUUGUCGCAAAACCUUGAAGAGGUGACUCAUCUGGAGAAGAGAAGUACAGCCCAUCCUUUAUCACUUUUGGUCUUGGUUAAGACACCCGUCCUCAGGCAGAACACGCUCAUCUUAAUUUAUAUCUGGUUUUCAGCUGGUUUUGUGUUCCAUGGCCUGAUUUUGCACCAAGUGGAGGCUGAAAAGAACCUCUAUUUGGAAUUCUUAGUGCCUUCGGCAAUGAGGUUCCCUGUGGGCUUUAUAAUAUACAUGAUGGUCGACAGAGUCGGCCGACGCCACUUUCUGGCUGGUACCUGUUUAAUUGGCGGCAUCUACUGCUUCGCCGCACCCUUUAUUUUCACAGAGCAUACCUGGGGGAAAAAUGCCAUGAAGACCAUCAUUAAUAUGGCUCUUUCUGCAUUGCUGAAGACGCUCUUCUUUGCAAAUGCGGAAUUGUAUCCCACCAAUUUGAGAAAUCUGGGCCUGACGGUGUGUUCAUCAUCCUUUGAUGUUGCAAUCAUGGCUGCUCCAUUUCUGCACCAUUGGCUGACAGACAUCUGGCCUGAGCUUCCCUUUUGCAUCUACGGGGUCAUAACAGUGGUCAACUGCGGUUUGGUAACAUUGUUGCCAGAGACGAAGGGAGUUGUGCUACCUGACACUGUUGAUGAAAUGGAGGAUCUAAGAAGAAAAGAAAACCAAUCCACAGAAGAAAGCUUCUCAAUGGCAUGCGUAGGGGGAGUUGCAAGAUCUCAGCAUCCUUCUGUUUGAUCAUCAUAAGGAUGGGAAACGAAAAUGGGAUGAUGAUGGUCGAUUCAUCACCACUUGAAACUUAAAUCAUUGUUUCCACAAGGCAUGUACAGCUAGUUCUCUAAGAACAAGGUAGUUUACAAUAAAUCCAUGAAUGACAUCUUCUAUUACUUUGUUCUUGUUAGUCAUUUUUGGAAUAAUCUAUUUUCAAUAUGUCAAUAAAAUGAAUUGUGAU